Messenger RNA from Theileria parva strain Muguga, 1691 nucleotides. RefSeq names its product Rab GDP dissociation inhibitor (gene Gdi2). The coding region runs from base 234 to 1598 and encodes 454 amino acids. Gene Ontology annotation, cellular component: cytoplasm. The transcript has 9 exons. Gene Ontology annotation, molecular function: Rab GDP-dissociation inhibitor activity. The record is from RefSeq and is a predicted model, not a curated record. Lineage: Eukaryota; Apicomplexa; Aconoidasida; Piroplasmida; Theileriidae. Gene Ontology annotation, biological process: small GTPase-mediated signal transduction; protein transport; vesicle-mediated transport.
AUAUUUUAUCAUAUGUGAUUCCACUAUUAUUUUUUAGGCUAAUAGCCUUAUUAGGUUUAGUUAAUUUAUAUUUAUUUUUUGUUUUUAGAAUUGAUUGUUUAAUUCCCUGUAAUAUCAAGAUAAAAUAUUUAUAUUUUCUUUUUCUUGAUAUUUUAGUACAUUUUAUAUUCGUUUAAGAAAAAUUAGUAAUAAAUUCCUUAAUUAUCAAAUAUCAGUGUAAAUUAUAGAAUAAAAUGGACGAAAUAUACGAUGUCUGUGUUCUUGGAACAGGUUUGAAGGAGAGUAUAUUAAGUGGCCUGCUUUCACAGAGCGGAAAGAAGGUACUUGUAAUGGAUCGUAACCCAUAUUACGGGGGAGAAUCAGCUUCUUUAAACCUGACUAACCUGUACAAAUACUUCAAAAGAGAAUCAUCGCCUCCAACUUCAUUUGGAGUUAAUCGAGAUUGGAAUGUGGACCUAAUACCGAAAUUUGUUCUAGCGGGAGGGAAAUUGGUUAAAAUUCUAAGGGCCACAGAAACUUCUCAAUACCUGGAAUGGCAAGUUCUGGAUGGAAGUUACGUGUAUCAGCACCAGAAGGGGAAUUUUUUGUACAGCGAAAAGUUCAUCCACAAGGUCCCGGCAUCCGACAAAGAGGCGCUUUCAUCACCAUUGAUGGGGUUUCUUGAAAAAAACAGAUGCCAUAACUUUUAUAAAUUUGUUUUUAACUUUAACGAAAAGGACCAGAGUACGUGGAAGAACCACAAUCCAUUCCUCGAGUCCAUAACUGCAUACUACAAACACUAUGGACUAGAGGAAAAUACAAUUGACUUUUUGGGUCAUGCAGUAGCGCUUUACACUAACGAUGACUACCUAAAACUCCCUGCCUGUGAGCCGAUAAAAAAGAUGAAGCUUUAUAUGGAAUCUCUAAUGAGAUUUGGGUCAUCUCCCUUCAUUUACCCAGUAUACGGUCUUGGCGGGAUCCCCGAGGCUUUCUCUAGAAAAUGUGCAAUUCACAGAGGGACUUUUAUGCUAAACAAACCAGUUAAAGAGUUCAAAUUUGAUGAAGAAGGAAAGGUGUGUGGAGUAGUGACAGCUGAAGGAGAACUUGCGAGAUGUUCAAUGGUAGUGUGUGAUCCCACAUACUGCCUAGAACUGGCUCCCGAAAAGGUUAAAAGCACAGGGAAAGUAAUAAGAUGCAUUUGUAUAUUAAGUAAUCCUAUUCCAGAGACAAAUAACGCAUCCUCAUGUCAAAUUAUAAUACCUCAGAAACAACUUAGGCGUAAACACGACGUCUAUGUAACUCUGGUUUCAUAUUCCCACGGGGUCACUAGUAAAGGAAAGUACGUGUGUAUCAUAUCAACAACAGUUGAAACAAAUGAUCCAAUGGCUGAAAUAAUGCCUGCAAUGGGAUUGAUUGGGAAGGUUGAAGACCAUUUCGUCAACAUCUCAGACAUAUACGUACCAACAUCAAAAGAAUGCAAAGAUAACAUUUUCGUAACAGAGUCUUAUGAUGCAACCUCACACUUCGAAUCUGCAUCCAACGAUGUUCUUAAGCUGUGGAGAGAAAUGACGGGCAGUGAAUACGAUUUGUCGAAGGUGGAUGAAACCAUCUAUGAAUAGGAUCGAAUGUAAAUUAUUUUGAAACCCUUCCCAUGUCGUGUUAGAACAUAUGAUUCCCAUUUUAUCCACCUUUAAUUUGUUAUUACUUUUAUU